This is a messenger RNA of Echinostoma caproni, 1257 nucleotides long. The record is from the annotation of a GenBank genome assembly. NCBI's taxonomy places the organism in Eukaryota, Metazoa, Platyhelminthes, Trematoda, Plagiorchiida, Echinostomatidae.
AUGUUUGUGGAAACCGAUCGCCAAAUAGGUAUUACUCCUCCGAGGAUAUGCACGCACAUUGUGGCCGAGUAUCAGAAUGAUGAUGGUCAUACACCGUCCCGUGCUGUGAGCCAAACACCAGUCACUCCCAGUCCCCACCCGAAUCUGUACGCAGACGUUUUGGCUGCAAAACAAGACGGCAAGUGUCUGGUACAUCCACGCUGGUUAACUGCUUGUCUGAGCGCUAUGCGUCGUUUACCCGAAAGUGAUUUCCUACCCGGUACACAGAGUCAGCUCCCGACAAACCAUCCGCGAACGGAAGAGCGUAGUCCAUCCGCGGAACCUGCAUGCAAAAUCCCACGAACUGCCUCCUCAAAUCUGCUCGGUGAUGUGAAUCGACGACUUGAGUUAGUGCUUGGUGGAACAAACAAGGGAAUUGAUUACAAUCAAGACACCGACGCUUUGGCAGAUGCACCAGUUGCACCCUCGAAAGCCGACGUCCCAAAUGACGGGUCAAGAGCGAAACACACUCCUCCAAGGGAUGGAUUAGAGCUGGACGGGGAGCAUGCAGUCACAGUAUCCUUUCUGGGUGAGACAAAUGGAUCAGGUCCGAGACGACUGCGACGAAAUGCUAGACGGAUUGUUUACGGUCCUGCUCUGCCGAACGGUACUGGCACACCAAUUGCCAAUGCCAACCGAGGUGCUCAUCCGGAAGAUUUGCAAAGUGGUGAUGCGGUCGUGGAUAGAGCUCAACCCGGCCAGUCGCUAAUGGUCCGGUGGCAAUACGAGGAUGCUCCGCCGCGUUCUCCAAUUGACGGUUCCAAUGCCAGCUCAGAUUUGAUGACCAAUCACCGCAGCGUACGUUCUCCCACACCCACUAAUCCAGGUCAGGGAAUUGUCGGGAUUGAUCAUCUAGCCUCACGGGAUGGCUCACGUCGUGAUCUACCACCAGUCCUGGAAUCGAAUUCGACCGAGCUGAGCUCGACCACCACCACCACCACAUCCAUGCAACCACCAGCUGCGAACACCAAUCCUCGUGGCACAUCGGUUGGGACUACUGUAAACGGGAAAUCAGGCGAGUUGAACGAAGAACGACCAACAAAACAACCGGUUAUCUCGUUCAGUGGUCUCGCUGCAGACGAACGCGAUCAGUAUGCGGCCAUAGUGACCGAGUUGGGUGGUGAGGUGGACAAUCAGCUCACACUGAGCGAGAAAACCACGCAUCUGAUUGUACACACACCGAGUGAGUUCUCGAUUCCGUUUUUUCGGUUCGAAUAA